CAUAUGGGGAAUCAAUUGACUUCAACAGCCCCUACACAACUAUUUUCUAUUGAUAAUUAUUUAAAUGACUUCCCAGAUAUUGAAUUUGAGGAUUUAUUAGGUAGUUCAAGAUUUUUUAAAGUAGCUAAAGCUAAACACAAUGAAGGAUUAAUAACAAUAAAAAUAUUUGUUGUCCAAAAUUCUUUGAUAUCAUUAAAGAAAUACAAAGAUGAAAUAGAUAAAUUAAAAACUAAGUUAGAAAAUGUUCCUUGGUGCUUACCAUUUCAUCAAACUGUAAUAGUUGAAAACAAAGCAGGAUAUUUAAUUCGUCAAUAUACUAAAUAUAAUCUAUAUGAUCGCUUAAAUACUCGGCCAUUUUUAUCCAUAUUUGAAAAAAAAUGGAUUACAUUUCAAAUAUUAUCUGCAUUAGAAUAUUUACAUACUCUAGGAAUUUGUCAUGGUGAUUUAAAAUGUGAAAAUGUGCUUUUGACAAGCUGGAAUUGGGUUUUGAUAACCGAUUUUGCUCAUUUUAAGCCCCUAUGUCUGCCAGAUGAUAACCCUUCCGAUUUUUCCUAUUUCUUUGAUGCGUCACGCCGUCGUACUUGCUACUUAGCCCCAGAACGAUUCUUGUCCCCUUCAAAGCUGGGUAAUAACAAUAACAGUGUUUCUUACCUUGCCUCAAUUUCCACUAUUCAAUCGCCGGAUCUUGAUUAUGCUAAUCAUCUUGACUGUGUCAUCAAUAAUGGUACCAAAUAUUAUCGCCAAAGCUCAAGUGAUGGACGAGUAAUUUCAUCGAAGACUUCACACCAAGGUCGGUUUAAUAAAAUUCACAAGGAAAUAACGCCUUCCAUGGACGUAUUUUCUGCUGGAUGCCUCCUUAUAGAAUUCUUCUGUGAUGGUACCCCACCUUUUCACCUUAGCCAAUUGCUUUCGUAUAGGACAGGGGAUUUCUAUCCUUCGCGGGUUCUAAGCAAGAUCCCGGACGCUUCAUUACGCGAGACCCUGACCAAAAUGAUAAAUAUCGACGCCUCGUUAAGGCCUUCCGCCGAAGAUUGUCGGAGACAAUUGACAGAAUCAGCAUAUUUCCCGAAAUCUUUCUCAUUUUUUGCCGAUUAUUUUAACGCUUUCAAUCAUUACAUAGGGGACGUCAACGUUGCGCGAUUAAAAAAGGAUUUUUUGACCAAUGAUGGAAAGUUGUUAAAAGACUAUAACAGUUUGACACCGAAUGCCGCUCUGACAGAAUGUGAAAUAAUUCUAUUGACUCAGUAUCUGCUUUCCACUUUGGAUCCUCCUUUCCUGAACAAUAAAGAUUUUUGCGAUAUCGAUCUCCCCGAAAAGCAUUCCUCGUUCUGUUUGGGGGGCCUCAAGUUUCAACAAUCUUAUCUCGAUGCUCUGGAUAUAAUGACACAUUUACUCUGCGAUACCCCGCUUCUCUCGGACACAAACGUUGACGUUAAUAACCAAAAUGAUUCAGAUAAUAAGAGUAAAACUGAUGAUUCCGCAACUAUCAUUUUGUUAGAAGAAAGCAAAUCUAACGAAAAUAUGGAUCGAACAUACCUCAUAUACGAUAGAGUGAUACCUAACUUGCUCCAUUUGAUAACCGCUACGGGUUCUAGCGAUAAGGUCAGAAUCAGGGCUCUCGAGGCUAUGGCUAAGAUCCUCGAAUUGUUGAGCACUUUAAAUGACCGACCCGAAAGCCACGUAAAUGGGGAUUUGGAGAAUGCCAACAUUUUUUUGGACUACAUUUUACCAAAACUGAGCUUCGCUAUGAGCUCCAAUUCAAACUUGGGCCACGAUACAAUAAUUUCCCUCAAAAUGGCAAUGGUGAAACACAUAUCCACUUUUUCUCAAGUGGCAUCCUCCCUCUGGGAUAACUUUUACCUCAACGAUAAUAGUGAGUUUUCCAAUAGGGACGCCCACCGCGGAUUUCGCAAGAGUACAGAGUCUAAUAAUGUGUCAUCUAAAAUUAGCUGGGAAAUUUAUAACAAACUCAAUUCACUUCUCGUAGAUCGUUUCAGAGAUCUCCUAGUGCACAGGCUUUUAGAAGAUCAGCCACCCAUUCUUCCCCUUCCUUUUUCAUCCCUCCCUAGCCCAGCUGCUCUGGUUAAACGUUCUCUGUUGAUUUAUUCCAUCCCUGGUCUUUCUACAUUUUUUGGACAUAAAGGUUCUAGAGAGGUUCUCUUAUCCCAUUCUGUCACGUUUCUCAAUGACAAAGCUGGGCCGUCAUUGAGGGCUCAAUUUUUCUCCUCCCUUCCCUCUCUCUUUCUGGGUUCGGCUAGUUUUCACAGCAAGGGGGGAGAAAUAGCUCCGGCACUCGUUAGGCAAGGUACCAGAGACCCGGAGGAGAGCGUCCUUAUCAAAGCUAUCGAAGCGGCCAACACGCUUAUAAGAAUCCGUAUCUUAGAACCUAAACUAGCAUUUCACUUAAUUCCCGACCUCUUACCCUUCUUGUUACACCCGAACCUACGCGUCAGAAGGGGCGUGUGCGGUUGUAUCGAGAGCUUGGUGAAAACCUGCGAACUCGUUGAUGUUUACGUCAAAUUGAUCCCUCUACUUAACCCUUAUCUUAAACGAUGUUCUUUGAAGCUCGAAUCAGAGGAGUUAAUUUUCAAGAAUUUAAAAGAACCAAUCACGAGAAGCUUAUUCAAUUUCGUUCUUCAGAGCCGCGACAAGGCAACCCUAUUUGCUUCCAUUGAAAGGGACGUGCAAUUAUUUUAUAAAAUCGAAAACGAAGUGAAUGAUUCUUUAUUGGCUCGAAUGGCCUGCAUCUUGUUAUCCCACUUAGAUGCUACUUGUUACGACGCUUAUUACAGGUGGAGAAUGGACUAUUUUGGGGACAAGGAGUUAAGUGACGAGAAUUGUAGAUGGCGUAAAAUAAAGGCCAUAGAUGCCGACCAGACCAUUUCGAAACUAAUGGCAAUGGGUUAUCGGCCCGAGGAUGGGCCGAAGCUAUUGCUCUUAGAGUCUAGCAUCGUCAAAAUAAGUGAUUACUAUUGCCCAUCCCUGAUUACCCCCAAAACGCACGCGUUACGCAAAAAUGAAAACGUAGAAGCCUCCUCUAAUCUGGUUCAUUUAUCGCAUAACAAAAGCGUCCACAAAUUGAACAUCGAUAAAAAACCUGGAACUAACGUCAAAAAGGAAGAAAGUGUAUCACCCAACUGUAUCCGGUCGAUAAACCAAACUUCCGACAAGGCACCUAUUUUCAACGCAAAUAUAUACGUUCCUCUUUUAAAAAACGCAGCUUCCAAGAUAAAUAACGAGAUAAAGCUCACGACCAUCAAUCCAAAUUACGAAACAUCGUUUAUCAAAGAACCCGCCGACCCAUCGGCUGUUUGCGAUAUUUGUAACGCCUCCUAUAAACUCGCGAAUUUCGAUUAUUCUUGCAAUACUAAACCCACUUUUUACCUGAAGUCUCCCGCCACGCCCGGUCCACCUACAAAUGGCGAUUGGAAAAGUGACGUUAAAAACGUAACUAAUUACGCCGAUAAUAACUGUUGUUGGCACGCGUGCUAUUCGAGGGGACCAGUACUAAGAUGCCACACUCUCAAUUCUUCCGAUCAUUGCGACAAUUAUGAUGAAAGGCUAUUUGUGUCCAGCGCUCAAGUAACCAAAAAUUAUGAAAAUGACCUGGAGGAAACUCGCGACCAAAACUUAUAUAUUUCUAAUCAACCCGAAUCACUUCCGUUAGUUGAAAAAUCGUCUUCGAGCGCGAAGUACAAUCAGGAAUGGCAACAGAUGUUUGGUUCCGACGAGUUGAUCAGGGACGCAAUGGACGACGUUACCGAUCAUGAUGUUACCAAACGUUUGCUCUUUCCUGAAAACCUUCUAGAAAUUAAUAAACUUUCAAUAAAUAAAAACAGCCCAGAAAAACUUUCUUCAUUCGAUACGAACUCCAAUUAUCUAAAUACAUCUCAUAGUAACCACGAUGAUGAUAAUGCUAAAGAACAGAAUACUAUUUACUUUAAUGACGACUAUAAAACGGCAUUUACUGCCAACUUAAAUAUGAACUGGGAAAUUACUAACCAAGAGUUUUACAACGAUUUAGAUAUACAUCCCUCGUUUGAAUAUAAUAAACAUGUCGAUAAAACUUUGAUAGCCAUCCCUUCCCAAUGCAGGAUUCGACUUAAAAAAUUAUUAGCAAGUCGGAACGCUUCCUGCGAUGAUAUAUUAUUUGGUAAUAAGGGAAUUCAAUCCGAUCCCAACUUUUAUAACAAUCUAAGAAAAAAUCAACAUCCUACGACGAUACCGCACAACGACUCCAACUCCAGACUUAUCCUUACCACUCUGAUAGAGGAAGCCGGCAGGGAUUUAAACGAGCCCUCUUCUUUAGCCAACAAAAAUACCUUUCGACAACAACAGAUAAAACUAAAACGAGCUAGUCAAAAUGUCUUUCCUUCCGAUUAUACGCUGGGGCCCGUAGGUUGGAGACCUCAAGGUAUUUUAGUGGCCGAUAUAUCGGAGCACGAAGGCAGUCCUGUCAAUCGACUCAGGACAUCCCCAAACAAAUCCGUAUUUGCAUCCUGUUCCGAUAGAGGGGACAUAAGAGUUUGGGACUUAGCCAACAUUAAUACCGAUAUCGUACCCUUAAAAUCAAAAUUUUGUAAAAUUUUUCCCAACCUUCAAUGUAAAAGUUUGAUUUGGAUGGAUGAGUCAAUCUUAGUAGCGGGAUACAAUAAGAGAACCAUCAAAAGUUUUCAUUUAGAUCAUCACAGACCGGGCAUAGGUAUCAAAGUUUUGGAAUGGUUUGAACACGUUCCUAAUUCCGAAGGAGACGUAAUAGUCGACAUGGCACCGAUUAGCCACAAAGUUCUUAUAGCCCUUACUCACACCAAUAAAUUGCUAGGCCUGGACCUUAGGGCACCUCCCUUUCCUAUUAUGUACCAUGACACGUCUAAUUUGUUGCAUCCUUCAAAAAUUCCGCUCUUCUCUGGCUGCGGCACUUGUAUGGCGGUAGAUUCCCAAUCUUUUUUCCUAGUCAACGGAACUUCCGAAGGGUAUCACAUAUGUUGGGAUACCAGGUUUCGGAUACCAGUUGCUGUUAUACAACACCCUAACGCUUCCCAUAUACGUCGCGUUUACAUUCACCCUUCGAAGCCUUCCAAAUUUUAUUCUUGCUCUAAUCACGACAACGAAAUAGCCCAAUGGGAUGUGUAUAGCGGAAUCAGGGAAAAGAUAUUGUGGGCCAGUCCAAACCCGCCUCUUUCUACUGUUUCUAAUUGGCCUCAUUUUACAUCAGACCUUAUCUUAGGACCAAGAGCGCCGAAUCAUAGGAUUGGCAAAGCAUCAGGGGAAUACAUUAUAUCUGCAGGCUCUGAUUCAGUUAUAAGAUACUGGGACCUCAGCUCACCUACCACAUCAUACCCUGUAAUACACGAUCGAUCAUUGUAUUCUCAUAAUCAAUCGCAAUAUAAUCUACCAAUCAAAUACGAGACACGUCUGAUCGAAGGGGUAGCCAUGAUUGUUGAAACUUCCACCAAUCCAAAAGCUCUACGUAGCCAUGCCAACCACCGUGAUAUUAUCAAUUGCUUGACAUAUAUAGGUGAUAAUAGCAGCAAUAACUUAUCGGGAACGUGGAAUAGCAAUUUACUGAUCUCCGGAUCUUACGACGGGUUUAUCAAAAUAUGGAAAUGAGAAGGAUAACAAUUAAAAUCGAUAAUUAAAUAUUUCCCGCGUUAAUCGACUAAUGAGUUAGUUGAUUUUGAUGGAAUACCUAACAUUCCUUUAUAUUAAAAAUAAAAAUUCGCAAUAUUAAAAUAAUAAUGAUGUACAAAAUUAGUGUAAAUGUUAAGUAAAAAAAAUUUUUCGCUUUAUUAUAAGUAACAAAAAAUUGGACAAAUUACAUCUUGAUAGAAAAAAUAUGCGGGUUUUUUUAGUUUCAAGAGUAACAGAUUUCUUUCAAAUUAUUAUUUUUUUAAAUUUUGUAUUUUUUUUACUUUCUAAGAAGCCCGAAUAUCGUUAUUUUAAAAAAAAAAUUAAUAGGGUGCUUAUUGAUUUCAGAUUUCAU
Messenger RNA from Gordionus sp. m RMFG-2023, 5983 nucleotides. RefSeq names its product phosphoinositide 3-kinase regulatory subunit 4-like. The transcript is spliced from 26 exons. The record is from RefSeq and is a predicted model, not a curated record. Lineage: Eukaryota; Metazoa; Nematomorpha; Gordioida; Chordodea; Parachordodidae. Gene Ontology annotation, biological process: protein targeting to vacuole; macroautophagy; late endosome to vacuole transport. Gene Ontology annotation, molecular function: protein serine/threonine kinase activity; protein binding; ATP binding. Gene Ontology annotation, cellular component: phosphatidylinositol 3-kinase complex, class III, type II; late endosome; nucleus-vacuole junction. Bases 4 to 5610 code for a protein of 1868 amino acids.